Messenger RNA from Rhipicephalus sanguineus (brown dog tick), 645 nucleotides. RefSeq lists its product as uncharacterized. The transcript is spliced from 6 exons. The coding region runs from base 1 to 645 and encodes 214 amino acids. The record is from RefSeq and is a predicted model, not a curated record. Lineage: Eukaryota; Metazoa; Arthropoda; Arachnida; Ixodida; Ixodidae.
AUGGCAUCAGCCUUAAUGCGCAUUAACACUUUGGCGCUUCUACUGCUCCUGCUUGCUCAAGUGUCCACAUCGUGGAAACCUAAGUGCAGAAAGCUGAAGAGUUCUAUCACUGUCGACUGGAAACGGCUCGACAAGAAACUCUGGGUGCAGUCUUUGGUUACCAAACCUUACAAGGCCACCCAGUGCGUCUCAAGGUGUUAUCGUGGCCUACAAGGAAAAGUUCGCUUUAGGGGCAUAGGAGGAAAUGACGUGCAAACAUGGCACAUUAAGAGGGAGUACGAAAAUGGAUGGCAUAACAAGGACACAAUUGGAUUUAAGAAAGGUUAUCAGCCACACACGUAUCAAAUACUGGACACGGACUACAAGACGUUUGUGGUGGAACAUAUGUGCGAUUACUGGCGUGGCGACGUCGUCUCGGUCAUGUAUCACAAACCAGUGAAGAAGAUCCCGGAGAGCGUAAUAAAAAGGGCCAACGCGGCGAUGAUAAAUUCCGGAUUACGAGCCCGCAAGGUGACUUCGACGGACUGCAUGUUGAGUGGAAAAGGUCUAAGCGUAAAAAUCGAGCCAUGCCUCGUGCCAUCAGAGGAAGAAGAAGAUCCUCGCAAUCCAGCAAGGCUCGACCGUCGCAUCGGCCUCACAACUUGA